Messenger RNA from Astyanax mexicanus (Mexican tetra), 1101 nucleotides. RefSeq names its product ripply transcriptional repressor 1 (gene ripply1). Gene Ontology annotation, biological process: embryonic pattern specification; negative regulation of transcription by RNA polymerase II. Gene Ontology annotation, cellular component: nucleus. The record is from RefSeq and is a predicted model, not a curated record. Lineage: Eukaryota; Metazoa; Chordata; Actinopteri; Characiformes; Acestrorhamphidae. The coding region runs from base 159 to 629 and encodes 156 amino acids. The transcript is spliced from 4 exons.
CUGCAGCUCUUCAUUCAUUCACACUCGCUCUCUUCCUUUAGCUUAUCGACUCUUCGCGUCUUCCAGAGGAAAUAACCGCCUCUAACGGACUCGCUGUGAGAGGACUUGCUCCUUUUUCUCUUUCGGACUACCUACGACUCGACAAACAGACAGAAAACAUGAAUUCUGCGUGCCUCGUCGCCGCCCAGACGCCUUUCGUCAACCCUGCAGCCUUUCUCUCGGCUGAGCCUCAGCCUGGUGUGCAGCAGCAGACACCCCUGAACAGCCAUGCUGCCCUGUGGAGACCCUGGCUCAUCACCAGCCGGGAUGGAUGUAGGAGAAACAAGCUCGCAUGUCCUUACACCAGACCAGCAGUGCCGAGUAACACUCCAGCAGAUGGCAAAACUCAGUCCUUCCAGCACCCUGUCAGACUCUUCUGGCCAAAGUCCAAGUCCUAUGACUACCUCUACAGCGACGGUGAAGCACUGCUGAGAAACUUCCCAGUCCAGGCAACAAUCAGCUUCUACGAUGAGUCUGACAGCGAGAAUGAGGAGGAGGAAGAUGAGGAAGACUGGGAGGAUGAGGAGGAGGAUGACUGUGAUGAGAAGGAGUGCCUAAAACCCCAAAACCAUUUCACCACCUAUAAUUAAAUUCACACCAUACAAGACUGUAAUAAUACCAGCAGUCGCAUGAACUGUCAUGCACUCAGAUGGGACUAUAUACACAGUGUCUUCACUACAGAAAAUGUUUGAUUAACAAAUUGUGCACAUCCACCACAGCCUGCAUGGGUGUCAUUAAUGUUUUUUUUUUUCUCUGAACCAGUACAUGAAAUUUCAUUCAUGUAUUGCCAACUUCCAAAAAUGUUCAGAAAACGUUCAGAACAGAAUGUCUUCCUAAUUGUAAAUUCCUCUGGGAAUUAAAUAGUGGAAAACAAACGAUCCCAUAUUGGGACGGACGAGUUAUCUCAGGGUCUCUGCUUUUUUUUUUGUACAUGAGAUGUUUACCUGUAUUUUAUUCCCCUAUCCCUAAUUUAUGGUGUACAUAUCUACAUAUAUAUAUUUAUGUCUUAUUUUUGUACUUUUGUGCAUUUGUCACAGAAUAAACUAAUAUGUAAAAAAAUAA